Messenger RNA from Penicillium cataractarum, 1011 nucleotides. RefSeq names its product putative peroxisomal carrier protein. The transcript is spliced from 4 exons. Bases 1 to 1011 code for a protein of 336 amino acids. The record is from RefSeq and is a predicted model, not a curated record. Lineage: Eukaryota; Fungi; Ascomycota; Eurotiomycetes; Eurotiales; Aspergillaceae. Gene Ontology annotation, biological process: transmembrane transport.
AUGGCUGGCCAAUCCAAGCCUGUACGCCUCUCUCCAUGGGGAAGCGCCGUUGCGGGCGCAACGGGCGCCGUUCUGGCAAAUGCGAUGGUAUACCCAUUGGACCUUGUGAAGACGAAAUUGCAGGUUCAAGUCAAGCAAACGAAAGGCGCCGAAGGACAAACCGAUGUCGAACACUAUGACGGGACUGUGGACGCUAUCACGAAGAUUGUAGAGAAGGAGGGAAUUACGGGCCUGUACUCUGGCAUUGCUGGCUCGCUGCUCGGAGUUGCCUCGACGAACUUUGCCUACUUUUACUGGUACAGCGUUGUUCGCACUCUGUACAUGGCUUCCAACAAGGGCUCCGCGAACCCCGGCACCGCGGUCGAGCUGUCUCUCGGUGCGGUGGCUGGUGCUGUCGCCCAGGUCUUCACCAUUCCAGUGGCAGUGAUCACGACCCGCCAGCAGACACAGCCCAAGGGCGAGAAGAAGGGAUUGAUUGAGACCGGUCGGGAGGUUGUUGACAGCGAGGACGGCUGGUCCGGCCUGUGGCGUGGCCUCAAGGCCAGCUUGAUUCUGGUCGUCAACCCCGCCAUUACCUACGGAGCUUAUCAGCGCCUGAAGGAGGGUAUUUUCCCUGGAAAGAAUAACCUUAAGCCUUGGGAGGCUUUCCUCCUCGGUGCCAUGUCCAAGGCUCUGGCAACCAUUGCAACUCAGCCUUUGAUCGUCGCCAAGGUUGGUCUGCAGUCUCGUCCCCCACCAGGCCGACAGGGCAAGCCCUUCAAGACCUUUGGUGAAGUCAUGAAGUAUAUUAUUGAGCACGAGGGUGUUCUCUCACUUUUCAAGGGCAUUGGCCCUCAGAUUAUGAAGGGUCUGUUGGUGCAGGGUUUAUUGAUGAUGACCAAGGAGAGGAUGGAACUCAUGUUCAUUCUUCUGUUUGCCUACCUCCAGCGCAUCAGGAAGGAGAAGCUGCAAAAGGCAGUUGACUCUGCUGCGGCCAAGGCCAAGACCAGCCUGCCCGCAACCCUGAAAUAG